Messenger RNA from Ostrinia furnacalis (Asian corn borer), 1711 nucleotides. RefSeq names its product solute carrier family 25 member 51. The transcript is spliced from 3 exons. Gene Ontology annotation, molecular function: NAD transmembrane transporter activity. Bases 161 to 1060 code for a protein of 299 amino acids. Gene Ontology annotation, cellular component: mitochondrion. The record is from RefSeq and is a predicted model, not a curated record. Lineage: Eukaryota; Metazoa; Arthropoda; Insecta; Lepidoptera; Crambidae.
UGUCACUGUUUUUGGUUAGGAUGUGGUUUUUUGAUUUCGUAGAAGUGAUGUGAAUUAAAUAUUCUGUGCUCGGAAUUGCAGCUGAUCGUUUCCACUAUUUAGUACUAACAUUAAUGCAUAGGUCUUACUUUAUCCAGAGAAUGGGGAACCCUUGAAUAUAAUGUCAUGUGACUGCAAGAAAAAAAUGGAUAUGACUGAACAACAACUCCUCAAAGAUGGUGUGUCAGUGCCCUCACCAGGCCUCCUGGUGCACUGGAAAGAGUUUGUGUGUGGAGGAGGAUCAGCAUUCUGCAAUAUUAUAAUAAGCUACCCUUUAAACAAGCUCAUAUUCAGACAGAUGAUGCAUGGAGUGGAAGCUACUUUUGCUCUUAACCAAUUACAAAAGGAAGGCUUAGGUUACCUAUACCGGGGCAUGCUGCCUCCUCUAAUGCAAAGAACCUUAUCUAUGUCGCUGAUGUUUGGAGUAUAUGAUGAAUGUUUACAACCACUGUUAAACAACAAAGUUAACCCAUAUGUUGCUAAAUCAAUUGCUGGAGUGGUUGCUGGCUGCGUUGAGGCUACACUCAUGCCUUUUGAGAGGAUACAAACCCUACUUAUACACCCUAAGUAUCACAAGGAGUUUCAGAACACUGCACAUGCUACAAGGCACAUCGCUAGGCACUACGGUAUCAAAGAGUUUUACAGAGGCCUCACCCCCAUCCUGUUAAGGAAUGGUCCUUCUAAUGCUAUGUUUUUCAUCAUUAGAGAUGAAGUAAAAGUAAGGUUGCCUCACCAAGAACUAUUGUUCUAUGCAAGCUUACAGAACUUUUUAGCAGGUGCUUCAAUAGGAGCACUUUUGAGCACUCUUUUCUACCCCCUCAAUGUGAUUAAAAUAGGCAUGCAAUGUGAGUUAGGAGGCCCACAUCGAACAAUAUUGUAUGAAUUUAAGUAUUUGCUACGUAAAAGAGGCUCAAAUUUUGCUAAUUUCUAUCAUGGAGCACUGCUUAAUAUAUCCCGUGCUUUUUUAAGUUGGGGCAUCAUAAAUGCUUCAUAUGAAGUUUUUAGAAAACAUUUAUAUUAAUUGCAAUUUAGUCUUAUUUUGUUACAACAGCUUGUUAUUUAUUGUUUAAUUUUAAGUGAAUGAUGAUUACUCAUCAUUAAAAGUAUGUGCUAUUUUCAUAUGAAAUUGUUAAAGAAUCUAAAGUAACAUUUAUUGUUAUUUCAUUUUAAUUACCUGAAAAUUGUACAGCAGUGAUAAAAGAGAGAUAGAUGUGAUUAUCAGUAUGUUUGAAUUAGAUAAUUUUAUUUUAAGUAGAUCUUUUAAUGUAAAGCAUUUAUGUAAAUAUUCCUUUUAUAAUGGUAUAUGACAGCCUAAUGGCGCGGUAUGAGUCGCUUUGAGCGCAAAGGAUCCUUGGGUUCAGAUUCCAGCUAACACAAUUUAGAAAACUACUACUAAGUCUAAAAUUGGCCAGGAUUCAUACUGUGUUGUUACUUCGUUACUAUACAAGAGGUGUGUUCUAUGGGUACUUUGUAUUUAUAAAUAAAUGCUAAUAGUAAAAUUUUGUACAUAAUCAUCCACAUUGUAAUCACUACAUGUUUUCCCAUAAUGCUGGUUAUUUGUUGUUAUGGUAUGAUAAUGUAAUGUUAUCUACUUACACUUGAUUUUAUCUUGCAACAUAGAUGUUUGAAAAACAGCUUAAAUGUUUUUAAUUUUCUGUAAAGAGUGAGUAGA